Molecule: messenger RNA, 3042 nt
Organism: Sesamum indicum (sesame)
Lineage: Eukaryota; Viridiplantae; Streptophyta; Magnoliopsida; Lamiales; Pedaliaceae
Product: calcium-transporting ATPase 12, plasma membrane-type-like
Cellular component (GO): intracellular membrane-bounded organelle; plasma membrane
Molecular function (GO): P-type calcium transporter activity; nucleotide binding
Source: RefSeq, a predicted model, not a curated record
AUGCACUCAAACGGUGCUCGCCAUGAACCUAUAACGUCGACACUCCUGAUUUCGCACAAUGAGCUGCAGCAUCAUCAACUUGGUAGGCCUGAAGAGUAUUUCUUCAUCAGUCCCGAGAGAUUGGCAGAAAUAGUUGAGGUUAAUAUGCACACAGAGUCCCUGCAACUCUGUGGUAUUUUUUCUGCGUUAAGAACAAACCUGGAUACGGGAAUUAUUGGGGAUCAAAGAGAUCUUCAUUUUCGAACCAAAGUCUUUGGUUCAAAUUUGAUCACUCUAUCGUGUGACAUCGCUCAAAGUCUCAAGCAGCUCUUGUUGGAUGCUUGCAAGGACAUGGCGAUCUUCCUUCUUCUGUGCUGCGCAGUGAUUUCUCUUGCAAUUGGGAUUAAGAGAAAUGGUAUGGAGGAAGGAUUGACUGAUGGAGCGUUCAUUUUCCUGAACAUAUCUAUUGUUAUCAGUUUUGGAGCCAUUUUCAGAUUCUUCCAAGGCAGAUGGAUGAUCAAAAAAUCCUUGAAGCAGCACAAGAAAGUCCUCCUGGUGGUGAGAAAUGGUAAGAUGCAGAAGAUUACUGAAUCCCAAGUAGUAGUUGGUGAUAUCGUAUACUUGAAGACCGGAGAUGAGGUGCCUGCUGAUGGGAUAUUCAUCGAUGGCUAUUCAUUUCAGCCCAAUGAGGGUGUGGGGGAAAUGGGCUCCAUCCUUUCACCAUAUCAUUCUCUUUUUACUGGUGCCAAGGUGGUUAAAGGCCACUGCCGAAUGCUCGUGACAUCCGUAGGAGAGAACACAGAAAGAAGCAGGCUCAUCAGAUCAAUAGCCCUCAUCCGGCAGAAUGAUCAUCAGAGGCCAAAGGCGCAACUACUGGAUGCAAUUGAGAAAACAAACUCCAAAUUGGAGAACAUUUUGUUGAGCCUCACGCUGAUCCUUCUAAUACUGCAACUAGUCCGGUGUUUUGUGUGGAGACAAGAUCACAAGACUGAUGAUAGGGACCACAAUCUUGAUUCCAAUGGAGUGAAGGGAACAUUUGAGGAUUUAAUGGAUGAAUCCAUAAAACUGAUGAAGAAGGAAACAUCAUCACAGACGAAGGGCUUAGUUACCAUGCUUUGCGUGCUGCUCUUUGCCAGGAGAGACGGCUUACCUUUAGCCAUUUUCACCUCAUUAUUGCUCUACGCAGCAAAAAAAAUGAAGUCCCGUGGGGCAAUUAUCCAAAAGCUUCCAGCAAGUGCAACAAUUGGCUUAGUUACCACCAUUUGCUUAGAUGGUAAAACGGCUGAUUUAGUUCUGCAGCACGCUAAUAUGGCUGAUUGGUGGGUUGGAACCAGCCUCGUCGAUCAGAAUGUGCUCAGACAAGUAGAUAAUCAAAUUCUGGAUAUCCUGCGGGAAGGUAUAUUUGUCCACACAGGCCACAACGGCCAAGCAGAUAUAUCUCUUCUUAGUUGGGCAAGGCCGGUGCUUGGCCUUAAUAUUGAUCAUCAUGAGUUUCACAGAAAUCAUUCCAUCAUUCGACAUGAAGCACCUGAUAUGGACAAGAGUUUUGUUAGUUGCUUGGUGAUGAAGCACAACAGUAGUGCAUCAGAUAAAGGGCUGCACGUGCACUGGAAAGGAGACCCGCAGCUCAUAGUAUUUAUGUGCUCUCGUUAUUAUACCGUAGAUGGAACUAUAGAAACCCUAGACGACAACAAAAGAAGUGAAUUUCUCCAAAUAGUUGAUGGUCUUGUUUCAUGUGGACGUCGCUGCUUUGCUUUUGCUUACAAACAAGAAACUCAGGAAGAAGAAAACUCCAGAACCGAGGAAAAGGAGAGAGAAGAAGUAGGUCAUAAUUAUGCUGGCGUGGAAACCCUCAAACCAUCGGAAGAUGGUCUAAUUUUGUUAGCGCUAGUGGGUUUGAAGAAUCCCUAUACACCUGAGACGAUAGAAGCAAUUGAAGAUUGUCGAAAAUCUGGAAUCGGGGUCAAGUUAUUGGUGGACGAUGACAUAAACACGGCGAGAAUCAUAGCCCUGAACUGCGGAAUCCUGAGGCCUGAAGAUGAUAUCAGCGAAAGUGGAGCAGUAGUAGAUGCUUCUGAUUUUCGAACCAGCUCCGAAGAAGACCGCAUGAAUAUGAUUGAUAACAUUCAUGUAAUGGCGAAUUCCUCUCCAGCUGAUAAGUUGUUGAUGGUGCAGUGCCUGAGACAAAAAGGUGAGAGAGUAGCUGCAACUGUUUCGUGCAUUAGAGACUGCCCGCUGAUGAAACAAGCCGAUGUUGGCAUUUUCACGGGCGAUGACGAUCACUGCCCACAAGUCUGCAAGGAAGAUGGCGAUAUCCUUGUCCUUAGCAGAAACUUCUCUCAAAUCCCAGGAAUCAUAAGGUUGGGAAAGCAGGUUUGCGGAAACCUGGAAAAAAUCGUGAACUUACAGCUCACCCUGGGAAUUUCAGCUUUCACUGUAAAUUUCAUUGGUGCAGCUGCUCUGGACAGGGAGGAGCUCAUAAGCUCGUUCCAGCUGCUAUGGACAAAUCUGAUCAUGGGAGUUCUCGGAACACUGGCAACGGCGAUCGGAACUGUACACACACAUUAUUCCUCUGAAAGGAACAAAUCCCGACCAAAGGUUUAUGGUUCAGGUCCGGUCAUAACCAGGAGCAUGUACAGAAACAUAGCCCUCCAAUCUGUCUCCCAGAUCACUGUCAUUCUGAUACUGGGAACGAAGGGAAAAGCCUGUUUCCAGGUCAGUGAAUCGGCCUUGGAAACAAUGAUUUUCAACUGUUACGCCUUCUGUCAGGUGUUCAUGUUGAUCUGUUCCAAUAUUGAUCUGAAGAAAACUGAUAUUCUUGGGCGGGAGAAAUCAUCAUCAGCGGGCAAGAAUUGCUUGUUUCUUGGUUGUCUGGUAACCAUCGGGAUUCUUCAGGUGGCGGUGAGUGAGAUGAUGGGUGUUAUGGGUCAUUGGGCGACGUUGGAUAUAAAACAAUGGUGUAUUUGCAUCGGAACUGCAUCAUUUUCAGUGCCCUUAAACAUUGCUGCAAAUGGAUGCGCAUUCAUCGUACGCAAAAGCUGCUUCAACUGUAAUUUAUUUUAA